Molecule: messenger RNA, 204 nt
Organism: Penicillium waksmanii
Lineage: Eukaryota; Fungi; Ascomycota; Eurotiomycetes; Eurotiales; Aspergillaceae
Exons: 1
Coding region: 1-204 (67 amino acids)
Source: RefSeq, a predicted model, not a curated record
AUGUCUAUCCCAACAGGCGUGCGGAUAGCGUAUGAUGGAACGGCUCCGUCCACACCAAUUGAACAAGGACAGAUAUCAAAGCCAGAAUUUGAGGAGAAUUUGCACCAACUGAAGCGAGCAACUGCUCUGGUAUACCAGGGUGAAGCGCACGCCAUCGUAUUCACGCCACUGAGCAAGAUCACUAUGUAUGGCUGGGAUACAUGA